AUGGGUGCCAAGCCAAAGCUCAUCGGGAAGAACAGGUUGCUCUCUGAUAUUCUUGCCCUCAUCAGCCAUUACUCCUGGGCACGGCAGCAAACAAAUCUACCCAACCGUUCUGUUCUUUUCAGGAUCCUCUUCAUCUUGCAAGUGGUACGGUUGGUGCUAACUUACAACUUUUCUAACUGUAACUCUGAGAAGAUUUUGAAAAUAUAUGGUGCAUUAAUUUCAACUGACUUGUGUAAAGAUUUGGAUAAGGAUAAGUUCGACCAAAUCAAGGACUGUGACAGCAGGCCGGCUUGUCUCCUGAAAAUCGAGCACUAUACUCUCAAUCCUAUCGCUGGCUGCCCAUCACUCCCCGACAAAGACUUCGCCUUGAGAACAAAAGAGGCCCUCAUUCACAACUGCCCCGGCUACUCUGAACCUGAGAGAAACAGAACUGAGGAAAUGGCACAAGAAGUCGAAAACAUCUGCCGGAAUCAAACCUUACAAAUUCUAGGACUGUGGUUUUCCUUCAUUCAAUCUCCACCACAAAAUUAGCUGUCAGUUUAUACCAUGAAAAUAUAUAUCUUGUUUUUAGUAGAUAUAAUGCUAAGGGUGUGACACUUAAAAGAACACUGAUGUUUAUUCUUUAAUUACAGAAGGGAUUCUUAACUUACUGUUUUGGCAUAUCGCUGUUGUUUAGUGUAGGUGUUUUAAAUGGGAAAAUGAGCAUUACCCUUUAAUGGAAAUAUCUGUACUGUUAAUGACUGGCUUCUGAGCAGUCUUUCUCAUCUCCCCUGCAGACAGCUUAUUCUAGGGCAAACCUAAGUGUAGUAGGAAUACAAUUGAAAGUAAAAAAAAAAAAAAAGUUGAAACCAAUGACAACAUCUAAACUCCACUUAAAGAGCAAGAAUUUUUCUACCUGUAAUGUUUCUUUCUAUGCUAGGAUUUUACUAAAGAAGAAGAAAGUGACAGCGAAGGAAAAGUGUUCAGACAGUCACUGCCGUGAUAAAGCAGUCUGAAAGAAGCUUGUGGAGUUUGAGAGAAACUGUGAUCCGUUUCGUAAAUCCAGCUGUAAAGUUGAUCAGACCCACAACAGUGGGAUGCACAAGCAGACCCACAACAGUGGGAUGCACAAGCAGACCCACAACAGUGGGAUGCACAAGCAGACCCACAGGGUCCUUCGUACAGCUCCAAGAUGUAUAUUUAAAGUUGUAGAUAAUGAAUUUCUAAUUUAUUUUGUGAGCACUUUUGAAACUAUACAUGCUGCUUUGUAACGAUUACAUUUCUGAAUAAAGUAAUUCUCAAUGAA
Messenger RNA from Apodemus sylvaticus (European woodmouse), 1285 nucleotides. It is a transcript of the gene Tslp, whose product is annotated as thymic stromal lymphopoietin. The coding region runs from base 1 to 531 and encodes 176 amino acids. Lineage: Eukaryota; Metazoa; Chordata; Mammalia; Rodentia; Muridae. The transcript has 5 exons. Gene Ontology annotation, molecular function: cytokine activity. The record is from RefSeq and is a predicted model, not a curated record.